UGAACACCGUAUCUGGUUCCGGCCCUACUGACGAAUUUUUUUAAUAGGAAACGUGACCUCUAGGAAAGUACUUAAUUCAAGAAAUGGCACAGGUCAACUGACUUACUAUCCUUACUACUUGGUCUCAUUUAGACUUCGCGGGCUUCGUGACUGUGCGUUACGACCCGCAGUAACAUGACUGACACACCUGAGGAAGUAAGUUUGACGAUGGCUCUUCGCCAUUUGCGUAAUCAGUACUGUUGAAUAUCACACAAAACGUAACUUCGCAAGAAAGAAACAAUUGUUUGCAAAGGUGUACAUCAAAAUAAUCUAACUGCUUUAAUCACACCCACUCUCCCUAUUUUGGGCAAAAUUCUGUCCGUUCCGGGUAAAUCUAGGAGAAAUCACAAUAGGAAACUUUGGGGAAAUGGCACAAAAUCCCCAAAAUGUUUGAAUGAAUUUCGGUUUUCCCCCAUAUAUUCCACAGAAUCUUACAACACGUUGGGGGUUUUUCCCCGAAAUUUACCCAGAGUUCCCCAAAAUGGUAUCUGGCAGUGAUGGGAAGUCAUUUACAUACUUAGUUUCCUAAAGUAGAAGUUAGAAAUCUAUUCUUCAAAAAGCAAAAUGAAAAAACCAGCUAAUACAACUGAUGUGUCGGAUAGUUCUAACUCACUUCCUAAUACUGAUAAAUCUUUGUCAUCUGGACAAUUCCCAAACGGGAUUAAUGAGAAACUUUUAAAGCAACUCACCAACGUCAUGUUGGUCUCUGGAUCUGGUAGUUCUAGUGGUGUGACAGAAAAGAAGUCUAAAAAUGACUAUCGAUUCUGGAGAACACAGCCAGUUCCUGACCUCACUGAAGAGAUUACUGACAACGGUCCAAUUGAACCAGAUUCAAAACAUGAAGAUAUCCGCUCACAGCCUUAUACAUUACCCGAAGGAUUUUAUUGGUGUGAAGUUUCUCUGGAUGAUGAAACUGAGCUACAAGAAUUGUAUGAUCUUCUGUAUGAAAAUUAUGUUGAAGACGAUGAUCAUCUCUUCCGAUUUGAUUAUUCCAAGCAUUUUUUACAGUGGAUCUUAAAGUCACCUGGUUGGCAUAAAGAUUGGCAUGUUGGACUUCGUGUAACUAAAAGUAAAAAACUGGUUGGAUUUAUAGCAGCUAUUCCAUGCCACCUACAGAUAUAUGAUAAAGCAAAACAGCUGGUUGAAGUCAACUAUCUUUGUGUCCAUAAAAAAUUACGUUCUAAACGUAUGGCCCCUGUACUGAUUCGAGAAGUAACUCGUCGUGUUCAUCUACGUGGGAGAUUUCAGGCUUUGUUUACGAGUGGAACUUUACUUCCAAAACCAGUCAGCAAAUGUCGAUAUUGGCAUCGUCCUCUCAAUCCACGUAAACUUCUUGAAUGUGGAUUUUCACAUCUUACUCACAACAUGACUCUUCAACGAACAAUUAAACUAUACAGAUUACCUGAAGCUCCUCUUGUCAAAGGUUUUCGUCAAAUGACAAAAAAAGAUGUUCCCAAAGCAUGGCCUUUAUUAUCUGAGUACUUGGAAAAGUUUAAUAUUCAUCCAAUUUUUACAAAAGAAGAAUUUCAGCAUUUCUUUGUUCCUCGAGAUGAUGUUGUGUAUUCUUUCAUAGUUGAGAAUGGAGAUGGGCAAAUCACAGACUUCUGUUCGUUCUAUGUCCUUCCCAGUUCAGUCAUGAAAAGCAAACAACACAAUAGCCUUCGCGCGGCCUACUCAUUUUACAAUGUUUCUACGGUAACACCAUGGCCUGCAUUAAUUCAAGAUAUGUUGAUUUCAGCCAAACAAUUAAAGUUUGACGUAUUCAAUGCUUUGGAUCUAAUGGAGAAUGGAAAGUUCCUGGAAGAGUUAAAAUUCGGCAUUGGAGACGGUGAUCUACAUUAUUAUUUGUAUAACUGGCGUUGUCCAUUCACUAAGCCCUCUGAGAUUGGAAUAGUAUUACAAUAAAUGCAAUACUGCCGAAAUUUUGCAUUGACAUCUAACAUUACUAAGUACAUCAAAUCUGCAUAUCUUUUCACGCUUUAAUGUAUCAUAUACUUUCUGUUCAGUGAACUUUACAAACCAUUCUGAACCUUUAAACUGAAUAAAUUUUCAAAAUCUCCUUUAAUUCUCUGUAGUUAUCUUUGUCUUAGUUUCAUAAUCGUUCUUACUGACCAAUGAAAUUGUUUUGAAAUCCAUAUAAGCAUUAUGUCGAAUAGCUUAUCAAUUGUCCUCGAUUCCCCUCUCAAUUUCCCUUUUUCUUCAGCUUUUAAAAAUGACACAAAUUGUACCUUACUCUACUGUUAGGGUUUGCCAGUAUUUUUGUCUGUUCUUUGAAAUAUAUUUCUACACAUGUAUACCGGUAAAUCGAUUAAAUUCUUUAUUUCUCAGUGUAAAUUAUGUGAUUUUCAUUUUAAAAAAAACGUAUAAACAAGUAGCGUAGUUAGUGGUUAUGGGCCAAUUGUAAGAUUUCAUUUUGUAUUUUGUAAAUCAACUGUAGUGGAAUCAACUUAUUAGACGGUUUGUUCGGUUGUUUUUAGCGAAAACGUUUAGAAAGAGGUGUAAUCUGAUUACCAUAGCUACCUAGUCAAGCCUUUUUAAGCUUGCACACCAUGUCUAUGUCGAGGUAUUUUAAUCUUGACUAGUGGAAACUUAUGAAUUUGUAAACGAUCUGAGUUCAGUAAUAUAUCUGAAAAAGGUAACAAGAAUUGUAUUUUGAAGCUUUUCAGUUAUGAUUUAUAAAAGCUGGUAAACUUUUUAAUGAAUAAUAAUUUAGAAUCGUGUCAUUACACAAUCGUUUAAGCAUAAAACUGCAUCUAAAAUAGAGUCACAAUCAUCCAUAAAACAAUGAAUAUUGGUAAAAAGUAUUUGAGACUUAACGAUGUAAAAAUUCUUUACUAAUUUGUGAAUACGAGUUUAAUUCCCGCUUCAUCAGUUC
This is a messenger RNA of Schistosoma curassoni, 2914 nucleotides long. The record is from the annotation of a GenBank genome assembly. Lineage: Eukaryota; Metazoa; Platyhelminthes; Trematoda; Strigeidida; Schistosomatidae.